AUGGCCUAGAUCUAUCAUGUGGAGAAUGGAUAUUACGAGCGCUCAGCUUUCGUAUCCAGCAAGAUCUAAUAUUCCGCUCUCUAAUGGCAGUUCUUUAAAAAUUUGAAGCAAAACGAUCACGAGGAGAAUAAUAAGUUUAAUCGCAACUUUGACUAGAAAAUGAAGAAGUCCCUGGACGAGGACUCAGGAGAGUCCAGUGACAAGGAUGGAGAGGAUAAAAUGCAAAGAGAUUUCAUGGAUAAAAUGCGCAUGACUGGGCAGAAGUUUAAUAUGGACGAGUUUAAGCAGUUUUUAAGGCAAGCUAAGCAUACGGAGAGGAAUAGUUCAGUCGUAAGGUCAAUUAAUAUAAAGGAUGAUAAAAACAGAGAUUAUUAAGAUGUCUCUUCAGGUAUUUUUCCAUCUUUAGUCCCACUGACUACUAAGAAUAGCUACAAUAAUUAUCAAGCCAUUAUGAGGAAUACCAGCGAUCAUGAUAAAAAAGCUUUUUUCCAACAGCAGGCGAAAUUGAAAAGCAUGGAGUUCAGGAAACUCAUUCAAGCCAAAUAUAACAGAGCACCAAAAAUGAUUGGAACUCAAUUCACGCUAAAUUCAGAUGAUUCUUUUGAUACCAAUUUACACAACUAAUCUAGGGAUUUCAUUGGGAAUAAUGAUCAUAUGAAGGCCAAGCUUUUAAGAUCAAAACUUGAUAAGAUUAAAUUUCAAAAUGGAUCAGAAGAUCCUGUCCUUAAAAAAUUUAAGCUUAGAGAUAUCGAAGCAUUUCAGCAGUAAAUUGAGGACAAGCUAAAAAUCAAGGAAACUCUUAAAAAGAUUAGGCAGUCCCGACCUAGUCUUAUUUCUAAAACUAUUAGUCUUAACAAUAGUGUUAAUUAAAACAAUAAUAGCGGCUCUCUUAAUAAUAAUAGCUUGACUAAUGAUGAUUAUCAGCAACAAAUUACAGGCUCGUUUAUCACAAAUCGAAUAAAGAUAAAUCAAUCGCCAUUAAACUAGAGCAACAAUAACAUUAAGAUCAAGAAAUUCACCAAAAAGAAAAACCGCAAUAAGGAUGAUGCUAAAUUGUAGUCAAACUCAGAUCUAAAUUCAAUACAAAUUAUUCUAGAUGAUUUUGCUUUUCAUCAGAGUAAGCAUGGAUAGGUUAGAAAAGUGAAGCAGCUUGAAUCCUUGAGUCUAAGAUAAUACCAGGAAUCACCCCUUGGAUUAAGUAAUAUAAAUGAGUCAAGUUCACCUAAGAAUAACUUAAAUAGAUCUAUGCAUCAGUCUAUAGACAAUACUCAGGAUUCUAGAUUGUAAAUGCCUUCAAUUUCCUCAUAUGAUAAUCAAUCAAAGAUGAGCGAGUACUUCUACAUACAUCAGUCCCACUAAAAUUUAUCAUUAUUGGGGAACAAUUAAAAUUCUGAGAAGCCUCCCUCCAUCCUCGACAACUAUGUCUUCAGGAUAUAACCCCUAGAAAAAUUGAGACAAAAAGAUUAUAACAUAUUUGAGGACGUGGCAAAUCAAACAGUGAUCCCUGUGAAAAUCGAUAUAACAGAGGAGGAAAUCUAAAGAGCACAGAAGUCUGAAUUCUUCAAGAGUUUUGCUAAGUCUCAUAAAUAAAAAGUAGACAACUCCUUAAGGAUAGUGGAGCAUAAUCUUGGCGAAAAUACAGCUGAAGUCACCAAAUAAUGUCAAGACUAUGUGAAAGGAAACAGCCCAAUCAAAAUGUCUAAAAUGAGGCAAAAAGUGGUUAUUAAUAAGCCUGCAUUGAAUCAAGACUUACCACCCUAUAGCCCCUCCUAGAAGGAUUUACUCAUCAAAAGAUGA
This is a messenger RNA of Stylonychia lemnae, 1797 nucleotides long. NCBI's taxonomy places the organism in Eukaryota, Ciliophora, Spirotrichea, Sporadotrichida, Oxytrichidae. The record is from the annotation of a GenBank genome assembly.